AUGUAGAAACCAGAAUUGUAGAGAAUUUUUAAGGAUCUUGCUGCAAAAGUACCAAAUGAAUAAAAAGAGAAAGCAGCAUAGGAAUUAUAGAGUGUUUACUAUAAAUACAUAUAAUAAAGUGAUGAAUUGUUCAAUAAGAUUUAGAAGCUUAUAAAUAGUUCUGAGAUUCAUGAGAAAUUUGGUAAGGAUUUAUAAAGUAUAAAAUAAUAGGAGGAAUCUUGGCAUUAGAUUAAUUGACAUCAACUGUAUAAGAGGCUUAGGUGUUGACAUUUGUAAAUAAGUUCAUUCCAAAUGUAUCAGGUUAAUUUAUAUAUAAUGAUGAAAAGUUUUUAAGAAAGAGUGCUGAAGUAUUUGGUAAGUUAUUAAGAUUAGGAGGAACAAAAAUAGCUUAAGUAGUAGAUGCUCAUUUUUUAGAAGCUUAAAAAUAAUUAAGGAGUGAAAAAUAUAAAUUAGCAGGUGUACUUAUUUUAAAAGAAAUUUUGAAUGAAGCAGCUUCAAUAACUUUUAAUAAGUUAUUUUAAACAAUGUAAACAGAUAGAAAUUUUACACUUAUUCAUGGUGCUAUUAGAUCAAAAUAACAAUCAUUAAGAGAAGCUGCCUUAGAUUUAUUUAGUGAAAUUGUAAAAUAAAUUGCAUAGAGAGAAUGUAUUUAAAAUAGAUUUAGAAUAUAUAGAAUCAUAUUAAGAUUAUUUAGUAAAAAUAUACACUGAUGAAAUUGAGUCCAAAAAAAAAUCAAAAGAAGAAGAAUAUAUUCAUGGAAAUAUCAUGAUGAUCAAAAUAUUGUUAACUUAUGCAAAACAAGAUGUAAUCUAUAUUAGUAUCAAAACAGAUCUUCUUACAAAGCUAAAUUAAAGAUUAAGGAGAAUACGUAUUAUCUAAAAAAGAUCAUAAAUCAACAAUUAUCAAUAAAGCUGUAAUUGAGACUUUACCAAUCUUAGCCAAACAUGCCAAACAUCAAUCAGUGUAAGAAUUUAUGGAAUAAUCGAUAUAAUUUCUAUUAUCAUAAACUAUUUAAGCUAGAACUGUUAAAGAUAAAAGUCUAUCUUAUAUGACUUUAGCUAUGCUUAUUUCCUUUUUAAAUGAAAAUAUGUUAUAAGAUUUGAUUAAGAAAGUUAUAUAACAUAUUCGUUAAGAAUUACUUCAAAAAAACUUUUGUGUUGAAAUGAUUCACUGUUUAUAAGUGAUAUUUUAGAAUUAUACAAGAAAAUUUGCAGAAUUCACAUCUAUUGAUGUCCUUGUGGAUGUAUCAAUAUUUCAUAUUUCUUUAAGUAAAUACUUUUAAAUGGACUACAUCCUUAAUCAGUUUAGUUUCUUAAUUAGUUAUGUAAAUUACAACCAAGACAAUCUGAUUUUAUUUAAUAAAAACUUUUAUAAACAAUUGCUGCAAUCCUACUUAGAAAGAUUAUUAAUUUUGUUAAUCCCAAGUAAUAGAACUUCGACAGUAGCAUCUUGAAUGAUUUCUAAGGUUAUUUACAAAAAGCCCUUACAACAACAGAAUUUAGAUCUCCUGAAGCUACUGCUAAUGCUAUAUAAACACUAAGCACUUUCUCAUUUGAUAUAUAAGAUAGUCUUGCAAUCUUUGUAAAGGAUGCAGUUUUACCUAAUCUUGCUAAUUCAAAUCCAAUCAUUAGAAAAGCCACAGCCAAAGCAGGAUGUUUACUAUAUAUAAAGAAGGGUAGAUCUAUGGGUUAAUAAAUGAUAUCAAAAAAUGUUAUGUAUGAAAUUCUAGAUAAAUUUAUGAAUGUGGCUAUUUCUGAUACUGAAUAAGAUAUUAGAUAAACUAUGCUUGCAUCACUCAAUGAAAAUUUUGAUCCAUAUUUGAAUUCACCUAAUAAUUUAAGAAAAUUAUUUCUAUGCAUGAAUGAUCCAAUCUCAGAAGUUUAAGAAAUUGCUUUAACAAUCCUUUGUCGUUUAUCCAUUUUAAAUCCUUCAGAAAUUAUUCCCUUUCUCAAAAAGACUCUAUUUGAAUAUCUUUAAACUUUAACAUUUGAUAGUAAUCAACCUGAAAAAUAAACAAUUAAUAAAUUAUAUUUACUAACUUCAUUAAUUAAACAUGGUCGUACUAUUGUCUAACCAUACACUAAUAAUAUAGCUAAAGUUAUUCAAUAACAUCUUAAAAAUCCAAAUACUAGUGCCAUUGUCACUUCAUAUUUAUUAUAGGCAUUUGCUUAAUUGACAGAAACUGCUAAUUAAGAAAUACUUGUUAAUUUGAAAGAAGUCUUCGAUAUCAUUAUUACAGCUAUGUAAGAUAAGAGUUCAACUCUUAAAAGAGAAGCUGCUGUUAAAUCUCUUAAUUUAAUUAUCAAAAAUACAGGAUUUGUUGUUCUUCCCUAUUAUCGUUUUCCUAAUUUAAUGGAAGUUAUUUUCUAAUUGAUUAGAACUGAAACUAUACCAGAAAUGAGAUAAGAAUGUUUAAAAUUGUUAGGUAAUCUAGGAGCUGUUGAUUCAUUCAUUUAUAAAAGUGUUUAAGGCGUUCCAACUAAAUAAAAAUUUAAGUUCUUAAAAAAUUAUUAAAAUGCUCUCAAUUCAGUCUCAUCAAGUGAAUUAAUGAAUGAAGUUAGAGGAUAUAGUGAAGAUUUGAUAUUAAUAGGUAAUUUUAGCACCAAAAUGUUUUUACAUUUAGGGAAGUUAAAAAUGUAAACUGAUUAAGACACAUUACUUUAUUAAAAUAAUAAUUUAUUGAUACCUAAAUCGGUAACUUUAGAUACUUAAUCUCAUUAUUAAUAAGCUAUAAAUUCUUAAGAUAUUGAAGAACUAUUUUAAUAAGUUCCCGUGAUAUAAUUAAAUGAUAUUGAUUAUUAUUCAAAAGUGACUCUGAAGACUUUAUUAUAAAUUCUGUUAGAUCCAUCGUUAUCGAAUAAUCAUGAAUUAGCUUUAGAAACUAUAAUGUGGAUAAUAGGUACAUUGAAAGCAAAGACAGCAAGUUAUUUGAAUUAUUUAAUUCCAGUAUUUGCUCGUUUGUUAUAAAGGAAUGAAGAAAUGAGAGAGAAAGUGUUGACAUCUUUAUAAAAAGUAAUUCAUUUAUGUGGAAUAUAAUUUAAUCCUCAAUAUAUAGAUUAGGUGAUUGCUUGUGUGAUGCUUUUCUGUUAAGGACAAGAGUCAUCAAAAUUAGUUUUAAUAGGACUAGAGAUAAUGGAAACAUUAAUAAAGAGUAGUAAAUAGCAUUUAAGACAUAAAGUGGAACCUUUAGUAAGAUUAAUAAAUUCUGAGAUAAGUCAAUUUGAAGAGGAGAAAGAUUUGGUUCGAAAAGGGAUAAAGAUUUAUAUAUUGUUAGAGAAUCUAUUAGAUUCUUAAUUACAUAUGUUUAUUCCAUUUAUGUGUAAAUUAUUGAGUAAAGAGGUUUCAAGUGUUUUGUUAGAAGUGAGAAAGGAUAUAAUAAAUUUAUUUGUUUCUUUAUCAAGAAAAUGUCCAACAACCGUUUAAUAUUUAUCUUUGAUUGUAAAUUCUUUAUUAAAUUUGGUUGAAUUGAGUGCAAAAACAUAAUAGCAAUUAGAGAUGCAUCAAACAGUAUUAAAUUGUAUAGUGAAUUUAAUCUUUUAACAUAAGAAUUUGAUGCUUGUGUAUUUGCCUAUGAUUCAUUUGCAAGUACAGAAAUAUAAGAUACAUCAUCAACAAUAUUAGAGAUUGGUUGAAAUCUUUUUGAUGUAUGGAAAUUUGGAAGAUUUAAAUAAUCUUUUAGAUGAAGAUUGUAAAGCAAUAGAGUAAUUGUUUCCUUCGUAAUAUACAUCUUAUUAUACAACAGAACCAAAUGCUCCUAUGUAUAAAAAGAUAGAACCUGAUGAGUUAGUAGCUAAAUUUGAUACAGAACAAAGAAAACUAAAAGAAGAAUGGUAGGAAUGGAUGCGUAAUACAAGUGUUGAAUUAUUAAAGUUAUCUCCAUUUUUAGUAUUGAGUCCUUGUUCAUCAAUAGCUGAAAUGUAUUAAACAUUAGCAUAUGAAUUAUUUAAUAUUGCAUUUGAUUCAGCUUGGUAUUUUUUAAAUGACAAACACAAAGAAUAAAUGGUUUAACAUUUAGUUAGAGUAAUAAAAGCAGAUAAUAUUCCACUGUAGAUUUCUUAAACAAUUUUAAAUUUAGCAGAAUUUAUGUAACAUGAUAAAGAAGGAUUAUAGAUUGAUAUAAGUUCUUUAGGAGAAUUAGCUGAAAAAUGUAUGGCAUAUGCUAAAGCUCUGUAUUAUAGAGAACAUGAAUUUGAGACUGCCAGUUCCAAAGCUAUUUAAUCUUUAAUAUCUUUAUACACAAAUUUAGGAUUAUAAGAAUCUGCUAAUGGUUUAUUGACUUAUGCAAAAUAAUCAUUAAAAAUAUAGGUCUAAAAUACAGAUUAUGAAAGAUUAAAGAAGUGGGAUGAAGCUUUGUAAGAAUACAGAUAAUAGUAAUUGAAAUAUGAAAAUGAUUAAAGAAAGGAUUUAAUAAUAAAAUUGUUAGUUCCUAAGAUGAGAUGUUUGAAUGCAUUGAUGUAAUGGUAAACUUUGAUAGGUUAAGCAGAUGAUAUUUUUAAAAACAAUAAUGAAGAAGUCAAAUAAAAGGAAAUUGCUCAUCUUGCUGCUAAUGCUGCUAUGCAUUUAGGAUAAUGGGAUAAAUUAGCCAUCUAUAAUGAAUAAGUUAAUGCUGAGGAAUUAGAUAAACCAUUUUGGAAAGCUGCUGUUUGUAUAUCAAAAGGAUAGUUAGAAGAAGCUAAAGUAUAAGUAAAAAAGAGUAGAGAAAAAUUAGAUGGUUAAGUAACAGGAUUAUUAUAGGAAUCCUAUGAUAGAGCUUAAGAUGGAGUCUUGAAAUUAUAAUAAUUAGUAGAAAUGGAGGAAAUUAUAGAAAUCAAACUAUUUGAAAACAAAGUAUAAAGAGCAGCUUAAGAAAAUGUAGGACAAUAUUCAUAUAUUAAAUUAUAAGAUGAAUUAGAAAUUCGUAAAAAAAAAUUAAAAGAUAUUUGGCAUGACAGAUUAAGUGGAGCUCCUAAAGAUAUUGAUGUCUGGUAUCGUUUACUUUCCACUAGAUAAUUGUAUUUACCUAAAGUACAUAAUCUUGAUAUUUGGAUUAAAUUUGCUAAAUUGUGUUUGAAAAGAUAAAAAAUGGUAUUAUGUAAAUCCACAAUUGAAAUACUCAAAGAAUAGUUUCAGAAUUAAGGAUAAGCUACUUUACCUGUUACACUUCACAUUUUCAAUAUGUAAUUUGAAUAUGUACAUGCUAAACAUGAAAUAUAAAUUCUAGAUUAGGUUAGGGAGUAUUUCACUAAUUAAGAAUAGAUCAGUUCUAUUGAUUCUAAACUAAAAGCUAAGACUUUUUUUACUCUUGGAAAAUGGGCUUAUGAAAGAGCAGAAUCUCCUAAUGAUUUAGAAUAAAUAACUAAAUAAUUCGAUGAAUCCUUACAAUAUAAUUCUACUUAUGCAAAAGCUUGGCAUUAUUAUGGAUUAUGUAAUUUUGAAGUGAUUGAAUAAUAAGAAAAUAGAUAAUCUAUGAAUGCACAUGUAUUUGCUGCUGUUAAAGGAUUCCUUAAAUCUAUAUCUUUAGGAAGUAGAGAUAUCAAAAAAGGAAGAUAUAUCUUAUAAGAUACUCUACGACUCUUAUCUCUAAUUUUUAAAUAUGGAAUGGAUGCUGCAAUUUCUGAUGAAUUUAGAUAGAAUUACAAAUAAAUUGAUGUUAUUGCAUGGAUAGAUGUUAUUCCCUAAAUUUUAGCCAGAAUCUAAAUUCAAAAUCCUAUCAUUCAAUAAUUACUACAAGAUUUAUUAAUUCAUAUAAGUCGUAUUCAUCCUUAGGCUCUUAUCUAUCCAUUGACAGUUGCAUGCAAAUCUAAAAAUUAAAUCAAAAGACUUUAAGUCUUAAAAAUAUUGGAUGAUAUGAAAAAACAUUCUCCAAUCCUUGUUAAUGAAGCUUUGAUUAUUAGUGAAGAACUUAAUAGAACUGCUAUUUUAUUAAAAGAAGCCUGGAGAGAAGGUAUUCAAGAGGCAUGGACAUCAUUUUCAUAAGAUAAAAAUAAAAUGCAUGUUGAAAGAAUCUUAAGAGGUUUACAUGAUAAUAUGAGAGUUAAAUUAGAGAGUUUAAGUGAAAUCUCAUUUCAUUAAACUUAUGGAUAAGAAAUUUUUGAGGCUGAAGCUUGGUUACAAAGGUAUUUGAGAACUGAAGAUUAAGUUUGUUUAUGUGUUGCUUUUGAUAUAUAUACUAGAAUCUAUCAUAAAGUUUAAAAGAGUUUGGAAAAAAUGAAAAAGGUUCACCUAGAGAAUGUUUCACCUAAAUUAUUAGCUACUUAAAAUUGUGAAAUCAGCAUUCCUGGUCUAUAUAAACCAAAUAAACAACUUAUUACUAUUAAUGGAUUUGCUCCUAGAUUAGAUGUUUUAUCAAGUAAGUAGCAUCCAAGAUAAGUGAAAAUGUUUGGAAAUGAUUCAAAGGAAUAUCAUUUUUUAUUAAAAGGACAUGAGGAUUUAAGGUAAGAUGAAAGAGUGAUGUAGUUGUUUUCAUUAGUAAAUCGUUUACUAACUAAUGAUACAGAGACAGAAAGAAAGGAUCUUACAAUAACUAGAUACUCAGUUAUACCUUUAUCUCAUAAUACUGGUUUAUUGGGUUGGGUAUAGAAUUGUGAUACAUUACAAUAAUUAGUAAGAGAAUAUAGAGAUAAAUAUGCUAUAAGACCUAAUGCAGAGAGCAAUUUGAUGGAAUAAUUUUGCCCUUAAUAUCAAAAUUUACCAUUACCUAAUAAAGUGGAAAUUUAUAGACAUAUUUUAGAAAAUACAAGAGGUGAAGAUUUAUAAAAGGUUUUAUGGAUAAAAUCACCAAAUUCUGAAGUUUGGCUUGAAAGAAGAAUAAACUAUACUCGAUCAUUAGCAACUAUGUCAAUGGUAGGAUAUAUUUUGGGAUUAGGGGAUAGACAUCCAUCAAAUUUUAUGUUAUAAAGAUUAACUGGUAAAAUAGUACAUAUAGAUUUUGGAGAUUGUUUUGGUAAUGAUUGAUUAUAAUUGUAUACUAGAGGUGGCAAUGAAAAGAGAAAAGUAUCCAGAGAGAGUACCAUUUAGAUUAACAAGAAUGUUAGUGAAGGCUAUGGAAGCAUGUGGCAUAGAAGGAGUAUAUAGACAUACUUGUAAUGUAGUAAUGAGAGUACUUAGAGAAAAUAAAGAGUAUAAUAAUAAUAUGUAAUAUUUAGAUCAUUGUUAGCUGUAUUAGAUUCUUUUGUUUAUGAUCCUUUACUUACAUGGAGACUCUUAAAUGCUUAAGAUCAUAAACCUAAGAAAGAAGCAAGGAAUGUUGAUUUACAUAAAUAGAUUCCAUAAUAGAUGAUUAAUUAAUUGAAUGAUAAAGAAAUGAAUUAAGAAAAGAGUCUAAUUUAAGCUAUUCCUGAAGCAAAAAGAAGAGGCAGUAUAAUAGAUGAUGGAAAAUAAUAGUAGAUCUUAAAGAGAAAAGAAAGUGGAAGGGAGAAAGAGAUCUAUUUUGAAUUUGCAGAUGAAGAAAGAGAAAUUCCAGAUGAUUUAUAAAAUUAAAAGGGUUUAGAAGUAAUAGAAAGAAUUAAGAAAAAACUAUAAGGGAGAGAUUUUAAAGAGCAUGAAGUGCUGUCUACUGAAAAUCAAGUGAAUUAACUUAUACUGUAAGCAACUAAUCAUGAAAAUAUAGCAUAAGCUUAUUUGGGAUGGUGUCCAUUUUGGUGA
Messenger RNA from Paramecium sonneborni, 7623 nucleotides. Lineage: Eukaryota; Ciliophora; Oligohymenophorea; Peniculida; Parameciidae. The record is from the annotation of a GenBank genome assembly.